Messenger RNA from Dimorphilus gyrociliatus, 826 nucleotides. The record is from the annotation of a GenBank genome assembly. Lineage: Eukaryota; Metazoa; Annelida; Polychaeta; Dinophilidae.
AUUACUUUAACUUCCGUUUCUUGCUUAAUCUACUUAGCCUCUUUGAAAUCAAUUUUAACGGGAAAAUAUGGCAACAGCCAGUGAUAUAAAUCUAAUAGAAUCAGGCAAACAAUUUGUAAAUGUUUUUGUUACGAGUAAUUUCAAUUCUUUUAUGUCGGAAAGAAGAUUUGACAGAGGAAUGACUGUGUUAGAAUUGAAACAAAAGAUGGAAUUAUUAACGGGAGGCUCUAUGCACACAAUGACCAUUGUAGUAAAAACAAAAGAGGAAAAAAUAGUUUGUUCGUUAGAUAAUAAUGAUGCACUUCUGGGUUCGUUUCAUAUUGAUGACGGUAUGAUCUUGCACGUUGAAGAUAAAAGUACUCGUGUAGGAGAAUUUGAGGAUACAAGCGCCGUUCCAAAAUUUGAAAUGUCAACAGAUGACUAUAAUAAAAGAUCAGAUUCGGUUAAGGCUUUCAAACUACGAAAUAAAUUGGGUAGAUUUUCGGACACACACAUGGUCGAUGAAAAGGAAAGGGAGGAAGAAGAGAAAAGGAAGUUGGCUGAGGAACAGGCGGCAGCUGACCGCAUAAAAACAGGCGAUAGAUGUGAGGUACGUACAGCUGGUAUGCCAACUCGUCGAGGAACUGUCAGAUAUGUUGGGAAAACGAAAUUUAAGGAAGGGUUUUGGGUAGGAGUUCAAUACGAUGAGCCUCACGGCAAAAACGACGGAAGCGUGGGCGGGCAUAGGUAUUUCGAAUGUCCAAACAAGUACGGAAGUUUCGUAAAGCCUAAUCAAGUAACUGUGGGCGACUUUCCAGAAGAAGAUUUUGAUCUAGACGAGAUGUAG